This is a messenger RNA of Trichoderma asperellum CBS 433.97, 789 nucleotides long. RefSeq lists its product as uncharacterized. The record is from RefSeq and is a predicted model, not a curated record. NCBI's taxonomy places the organism in Eukaryota, Fungi, Ascomycota, Sordariomycetes, Hypocreales, Hypocreaceae.
AUGGCUGGCCUAUCUUCUUCGCAUGAAACACUCAUCAUUGUCCUGGCUACAACUAUCCCGUCUGUGCUUCUCAUCGCCUUAGCCGCCGUUGUAUAUCACCGAAUUCGAAGACGUAGAGCUCGGUUUCGCAAAAGGGGAAUCACACCAAUUGACGAUGAGGAGAUUGAAUCUUGGAAGAUUGAUCGGACUCGAAGCGUUGAGGGCGAGGAGAAGCUUCCCGGUACACCGAAAUCAGCCAUUAGUGAGCCAAGACCGGCCCACCAUUCUCACCACGCAAACACAUCUGUUGGUUCUGUAAAGUCAUCUAGUGUCAUUGUCUACCAAAGCCGAGUCUCCGAAGAGCAACUCCCGUUUUCUCCCGCCCGUGCAAAGCAGAGCAUUGAUAUCCCGCCCACGCCAGUCCUUGCACGAGCACCAAACUCUCGGCCAGGCCUCACAGACGAAACAGUCCGAGGUGACAAUGCGUACGUUAAUAUCAAGCGGACUCCCUCGGCGCGCCUGACCAAGAACAAUCCUCCUCGCCACGCGCGGACCAAAAGCACACGUAGCACGCGAAGUAGUUUCGGUGCCAAUACUAGGCGGGAGCAAUGGUACAGCCAGACUCCAGAGCAGAACUCUCCUCGGCAGUCUGCCGACAUAUACUCCAAAUCCGCGCCGGCAUCCCGCAGAGCGACUAUUUCGACUCCUGCCGCUCGGCAGGGCUUUCGGGAUGACGAGGUCCCCUUGACUGGCCUGACACCACGUCCGCCAGUGGUGCACAGUUCUGAUAUUGGGCGUGCUAUAGGAUGA